Messenger RNA from Blastomyces gilchristii SLH14081, 1925 nucleotides. Its product is annotated as vacuolar membrane PQ loop repeat protein. The transcript has 5 exons. Bases 457 to 1494 code for a protein of 345 amino acids. Gene Ontology annotation, cellular component: fungal-type vacuole membrane. The record is from RefSeq and is a predicted model, not a curated record. Gene Ontology annotation, biological process: basic amino acid transmembrane export from vacuole. NCBI's taxonomy places the organism in Eukaryota, Fungi, Ascomycota, Eurotiomycetes, Onygenales, Ajellomycetaceae.
UGAACUUACAUCCAAUUAGAGAAUUGAGACAUCAAUUCAGCCAGGUUGAUAAAACCGUAGCUAACUGCUGCUAACUUGUAGAAUUGAUGCUUUUUUUUCACUUUCUUUCUUCCAUUUUCUUUCUUUGUUCCUUCUAGAAGCGCACAUCCAUCACGUGAGGCUAUCCCUGCGUCAUCUACUAAUUUUAGCCGUGCAGGAUAUUUUCGCUUUUUUCCUUUUCAUGAUGCUUGCAACUUUUUGAUUCUUUUUACAACCCCUCCGACAUUAAACAAAGGUCAGAUGUUUCACUCUCGGUAUUCCCCCCUCAACACGAAAUAGCCGAGCGAACCUGAUGGAUCCGUGCGAUUGUUCAUAUUGAACCCCCCGUCCUAUUCGGGCUCCCUAUAUGUGGCUCAAACUUCACUUUCCGAGCGUUGUCAGUGUCAUCCACUACAUUUCACCAUAUAGACCUGCGAUAUGUACAUCCUAGCCAUGUCGGGACAGGUUGAUUCCGUCCCGUUGACACCACGGGAAGCUGCUUCAGGAGUUCUAGGCUCAAUUUCUCUUGCCUGUUGGAUCUUCCUCCUGGUCCCUCAACUAAUUGAAAACUACAAACAAGGCUCCGCCGACGCCGUUUCCGUCGCUUUCAUCCUCGUCUGGUUCAUAGGCGACAUUGCAAACUUAAUCGGCUCCCUCUGGGCGCAGCUUGUCCCCGUCAUCAUCGCCAUUGCCGUCUACUUCUGUCUCGCAGACGGCAUCCUCAUUUGCCAAUGCAUCUACUACAACAUAAAGAACGCCCGUCUGGAAGCUGCUUCCUCUACCCGUAAACGAAAGUACGGCAAUGACCAUCGCCGUACCUUGUCCGGCGGGACGGCAGUCGACGAUUCUGACGCAGAGUCCGAUGCCCCUGAUCCCACCACGCCGCUCCUUUCACGCCGGAUGAGUGAGAAUCUAGGUAUUUCCGCAUCUGCUUCUUCAGCAGCGCGGAGGAGACCGUCGUCGGCGUCACGGAGACGACACUCACAGCACCAUGUGCAGGAUUCGUUGACGAAGAUUCUAGAGGAAACGGAGCCCAGAAACGCGUGGGUGAAGAACAGUUUGAGUGUCUUUGGGAUCUGUGCUGCAGGUGCCGCUGGAUGGGCGAUUGCUUGGCAGUCUGGUGUUUGGCAACCGACGACUAGGGAGCAACCGGGGAAUAUGGCGGUUGGGGCGCAGGUAUUUGGGUAUUUGAGUGCAGUUUGUUAUCUAGGGGCGCGAAUACCACAGAUCCUCAAAAACUACCGUGAGAAAUCAUGUGAAGGGCUUUCUUUACUGUUUUUCAUAUUUUCUCUUAUGGGCAAUUUGUCAUAUGGCGCAGGGAUAUUGUUUCAUUCCACCGAAAAGGGUUACUUUCUUAAGAAUCUCCCGUGGCUCAUUGGCUCCCUUGGGACGAUGGUUGAAGAUGCCGUGAUCUUUGCACAGUUCCGGAUAUACGCAGUCCAGCGUGCAGAUUCAUCCUCUUCGGCUGUGAUAUAAGCUCCCCAUCCCCAUCCUCUCGCUCUCAUUUCUUUCUAAAAAAAAAAACACACACUUUCCUUCAGAAUCCUUCCACUGUAUCUCUUUUAAUUACUUGGGUGGCACUCUCCUUUUUUUUCUCCCAUUUCUUUCUUUUUUCUUUGCCUAGUCUCUUAUUAAAAGCAAACCGGGACAGGAACCAAAAAACUUCGGCGGGAACCACGAUAUCGAAAGAUGCAUGUCACAUCUCACAUUUCUUAUUUGAUUUUUCUUAUUGACGGAAUACGACAAUCAUGACCAUAAACCAUAUGACAUUAGAAGCAUCCUUGGAAGCACAUCAUAUUGAUAUACUAAAAAAAAAAAAAAAAAAAAGAAAAUUCAACCAAUUGCUACCCGAUUCUCUGGUCCAGUCCCCAACAUGAAAUUCCAUGGUUAUAUAUGAACUUCGCCAA